UGCAUUAACAGCAUUAUUGGUAAAACAAUCACCUGCUAUGUACCAAUCUUUAUUACAAGAACUUUCUAUAGCUUUUAAUUUAACUAUUGCAUUUACUGAUUGGCCAACUAUCUUAUUCAAUAUAUUAGCUUCAAUCUGUAUUGCUGUUUGUUUAUUUAUAACUACUAAGUUAGCCUGCUCUAUAUUAUCAAAUAAGUUAGUUAAUUCCUAA
Messenger RNA from Cetraspora pellucida, 211 nucleotides. NCBI's taxonomy places the organism in Eukaryota, Fungi, Glomeromycota, Glomeromycetes, Diversisporales, Gigasporaceae. The record is from the annotation of a GenBank genome assembly.